AUGAACACCAUGUUAGAACCACUUUCAAAUCCCUUAUCAUCUUUGGGCUCAGGUAGUAAACCUUUAAAGAAACUGACUCUUGCAGAGGCAUUACUAAAAGAAAAUAUUGCUCCAUUCAGAGGUGAAUUGGCUGAUGUUUUAGUCCCUCCACAAAGGAGAGAACGUCUUAGACAUUGUGAUUUUAAUCCUGAAAAUUGUUGUACAUCCCUUCGUGAAUACUGUAACAAGGCAACAGAAAUCAUGGGAGAAAGGAUUUAUUUUCCUGGUGAAGAAUCUGAAAAGAAGAAGACUAAAAAGAAGUCUGUAAAGAGAAAGAAAGAUGGUACUGAAUCAGAUGAAGAAUCAGAUAAGAAGAAGACUUCCAAAAAGAAGUCUGUAAAGAAAAAGUAA
Molecule: messenger RNA, 390 nt
Organism: Naegleria gruberi
Lineage: Eukaryota; Heterolobosea; Eutetramitea; Acrasida; Naegleriidae
Exons: 1
Coding region: 1-390 (129 amino acids)
Source: RefSeq, a predicted model, not a curated record